UGGAGUCAUAGAGCAACGGUUUCUCCCGAGAUCAUAUAAAUUGUCCCACUGACUCCAUCUAUUUACUUUCUGUCUCUCCUUUCCUUCAACACAGCGAAAAACACAAAGAAAAGAAGGCAUGUUGUUCCCCGUGCUGCUGGGCCUGGCUCUCGGGCUGGUCGGUGCCUUCCCCUCCCCGCAGGACGACGCUGCUCCCGGGAAGAACUGGGUGGUGAUAGUCGCUGGAUCUAACGGCUGGUACAACUACAGACACCAGGCCGAUGCGUGCCACGCGUACCAGAUCGUGCACAAGAACGGCAUCCCGGACGAGCAGAUCGUGAUGAUGAUGUACGAUGACUUGGCCAAAAAUGAGAAUAACCCCACGCCGGGGAUCCUGAUCAACCGGCCCAAUGGCACUGAUGUGUACAAGGGAGUUCCUAAAGACUACAUCGGGGACGAUGUGACCCCACAGAACUUCCUAGCCGUGCUGAAGGGCGACUCCUCCAACGUGAAAGGAGGAUCUGGAAAAGUGCUGAAGAGCGGUCCCAACGAUCAUGUGUUCGUGUACUUCACUGACCACGGAGCGCCGGCUAUCCUGGCUUUCCCCAACGAUGACCUGAGUGCCACAGACCUCCAGGACACCAUCAAAUACAUGCACGAGAACAAGAAAUACAAAAAGAUGGUUUUGUACAUCGAGGCAUGUGAGUCCGGGUCGAUGAUGACCGACCUGCCUGCUGACAUCGACGUUUACGCCACGACAGCAUCUAACUCCCACGAGUCGUCGUACGCUUGCUACUACGACGAGAAGAGGGACACCUACCUGGGAGACUGGUACAGCGUCAACUGGAUGGAGGACUCCGACGUGGAGGACCUGAAUAAGGAAACUCUGGCGAAGCAGUUUAAGAUCGUGAAGAGCCACACCAACACCAGCCACGUGAAGCAGUUCGGAAACAAGACUCUGGGUCACAUGAAGGUCAUCACCUUCCAGGGGAACUCUAAGUCAGGUGUUCGGCCCGCCCCCCCGAUGACUCUGCAGCCAAUCGCGGACAGAGACCUGACGCCCAGCCCCGACGUCCCGCUGGCCGUCCUGAGGAGGAAGAUGAUGAAGAGCAACGACAUCCAGGAGGUCCGAGGACUGCUGAUGGAGAUCAACUCUCACCUGAAGGUGCAGGAGCUGAUGGCGGAGACUAUGCGCCAGGUUGUGGAGGAGGUGACGGGGAACCAGCUGAAGACGGAGGAGGUCCUGAACUCCAGAUCUGAUCUGACUCAGGCCCGCUGCUACAUAAAUGCGCUCACACACUACAAACACAACUGCUUCAACUGGCACAAGACGGAGUUUGAGUACGCUCUGAGACACCUGUACGCUCUGGUGAACCUGUGUGAGAGAGGAUACCCUGCAGACAGCAUCCUGCUCGCCAUGGACUCUGUGUGUCAUUUCAGCAAGCAAAGGGGUUUCUAAAAAAUCUUUAAACUGCUUCUUCUCCUUCAUGUGGGAGAACCAGAGGAGACGAGCUUCUCUUUGCACUGCUUUACAAAUCAAUCUGACGUGGAGUCACCGUUUCAUCAACACUUAUUAUUGUGUUUUUACCUUGUGAUGUAUUUUUGAUUUUGCUGAGAACUUUUAAACCUGUUUUAUGAUGAGUUGCACCAUCACUGUGAUCAAUAUUGUGGAUAUUUUACCCUUUUUAGGACAUCAGAUAGACAAUUAUAACAUGUUCAUUUGCUCUUAGUUUUAUAUGUGGUAUGGACGGCCUGAAAUGAAUGGAUGAUUGGCAUGUGGACGACGUCCCGCUGAACACUGAAUGUUUGCUGAACCUCAAGAGACUGUUGUAAACACUGAGAUCUUGAAAUAAAAUCUGCAAAAAAGUCA
Messenger RNA from Gymnodraco acuticeps, 1849 nucleotides. It is a transcript of the gene lgmn, whose product is annotated as legumain. Gene Ontology annotation, biological process: vacuolar protein processing. NCBI's taxonomy places the organism in Eukaryota, Metazoa, Chordata, Actinopteri, Perciformes, Bathydraconidae. Gene Ontology annotation, molecular function: cysteine-type endopeptidase activity. The record is from RefSeq and is a predicted model, not a curated record.